Molecule: messenger RNA, 1515 nt
Organism: Closterium sp. Yama58-4
Lineage: Eukaryota; Viridiplantae; Streptophyta; Zygnematophyceae; Desmidiales; Closteriaceae
Source: the annotation of a GenBank genome assembly
AUGCGCCUUCCCGCCGCCCGCUUCCCCUUUCCCGCCGCCCGAUGCGCAUUCCCGCCGCCCGAUCCCCUUUUCCCGCCGCCUCCCUUUUCCCCUGUCCGUCGCCCGACCCCCCAUCCCGUCCUUCUCUCCCUUCCAUCCCUUCUCUCCCUUCCCUCCCUUCUCUCCCUUCCCUCCCUUCUCUCCCUUCCCUCCCUUCUCUCCCUUCCCUCCCUUCUCUCCCUUCCCUCCCUUCUCUCCCUUCCCUCCCUUCUCUCCCUUCCCUCCCUUCUCUCCCUUCCCUCCCUUCUCUCCCCCUUCCCUCCCUUCUCUCCCUUCCCUCCCUUCUCUCCCUUCCCUCCCUUCCCUCCUUUCCCUCCAAUCCCUCCCUUCUCUCCAGUCUCUCCCUUCCCUCCCUGUCUCCCUUCCCUCGCUUCCCUCCUUCCCGCCCUUCCCUCCCUUCUCUCCCUUCCCUCCCUUCUCUCCCCCCUUACCUUCUCUCCCUUUUCUCCCUUCCCUAUCAUCCGUCCUUGCAAUCUCCUGUCUCUCCCUUCUCUCCUUUCUCUCUCUUCUCUCCCGUCCCUCCCUUCCCUCCCUUCCCUCCCUUCCCUCCCUUCUCUCCAUUUUCUCCCUUCCCUCAUCCCGACUUCCAAUCUUCCGUCUCUCCCUUCCCUCCCUUCUCUCCCUCCUCUCCCAUCUCUCCUUUCCCUCCCUUUUCUUCCAUCCCUCGCUUCCCUCCUUCCCUCCCUUCUCUCCCUUCCCUCCCUUCUCUCCCCCCUUACCUUCUCUCCCUUUUCUCCCUUCCCUCUCAUCCCUCCAUGCAAUCUCCUGUCUCUCCUUUCUCUCCCUUCUCUCCCGUCCCUCCCGUCCCUCCCGUCCCUCCCGUCCCUCCCGUCCCUCCCGUCCCUCCCUUCCCCGCCCUUCUCUCCCUUCAAUACCUUCGCUCCCUUCCCGCCCUUCUCUCCCUUCAAUACCUUCGCUCCCUUCCCGCCCUUCUCUCCCUUCAAUACCUUCGCUCCCUUCCCGCCCUUCUCCUCCCCCCCACCGUAUCUCCGUUACCUUCCAUUUCAUCCCUACCCAUCCUCGUCUCUCCCUCCCGACAUCUCUCCUGCUUCUCCUUUCACUCCCUUUCAUCCCUUGCCUCCCUUGACUACCUUCCCUCCCUUCUCUCCCUUCGAUAGAAGUCUCUCCGUUCCCUCCUUUUCUCUCUCUUCUCUCCCGUGUCUCCCUUCCUCGCCCUUCACUCCCUUCCCUCCCUUCUCUCCCAUGUCUCCCUUCCUCGCCCUUCACUCCCUUCCCUCCCUUCUCUCCCUUCCCUCCCUUCUCUCCCUUCUCUCCCUUCUCUCCCUUCUCUCCCUUCUCUCCCUUCUCUCCCUUCUCUCCCUUCUCUCCCUUCUCUCCCUUCUCUCCCUUCUCUCCCUUCUCUCCCUUCUCUCCCUUCUCUCCCUGCCUUCCUGUCCCCCAUCCUUCCUUCCUUACGCACUCCUCCAGCCAUUCUCUCCUCUUGCAAUCCUCACUGCCAUCCUUCCCUUCCGCUAA